This is a messenger RNA of Brassica rapa (field mustard), 981 nucleotides long. Its product is annotated as ankyrin repeat and SAM domain-containing protein 6. Gene Ontology annotation, molecular function: protein binding. NCBI's taxonomy places the organism in Eukaryota, Viridiplantae, Streptophyta, Magnoliopsida, Brassicales, Brassicaceae. The record is from RefSeq and is a predicted model, not a curated record.
UCUUGAGACGUAGAUCCUUCUUGUGAAGCCAAAAUCAAAACUUGUCGAGUUGUUUUCUGUUCAAGAGCUCUCUCUUCCUGCUCCGCAAUUGAUUCUAGGGUUUAGGAUAUUAAAAAUCUGUGCUUUUCUUCAUCCGAGAAGAAGAAAGAUGUAUGCUGAUAGAUUGGAGUCUGAGUCUGGAAGCAGGAACACGGUAAAGGAUCGAAUCAAUGGAGGCUCUGGCGAUAACUCUACUCGCUCCCGACAAGUGACUGGGAAGAGGCAAAGGCAGGACGACAAAUGGGAGCAUGAUCUUUUCAGUAGUGACAAACCUCAACUCUCAAGUCGUCGCAGAGUUGAUUCUAGAGAUCUUCGCCUGAAGCUCCAGAAGAGAGAUGAUGGGUCUCAAAGUGGGCGAGGAGGUGGUUCUGGCGUGCGGGAUUUGCGUGAGAAGCUCUCUGGGACGAUGACUGUGCAACCGAAGAACAGUGACCCGCUGAAAUCUAAAGUGGAGGCUGCUGCUAGACCAAGCAUGAAGAGUGUAGCGACUGAUACUGAAACAGAUAGAAAAGCUUCAAGUCAAGCUACCAGGAAGAAAUCACAGCAGGCUGGUGGAUCGGUUGAUAGCUUUCUGGAAUCGUUGGGUCUCGAGAAGUAUUCGACAGCUUUCAAAGUGGAAGAGGUUGAUAUGGAUGCUCUCAUCCAUAUGACAGAUGAUGACCUCAAGGCUAUGCUUAUACCAAUGGGCCCAAGGAAGAAGAUACUUCUUGCUUUGGGAUCCAAACGCUGAUAGUCUAGUGUCUUUUGCAUAACGGCUUCAAGCUCAGCUGAAACGGUCUCCGGAAGUCGGUUACAUUAAGCUAUUUUCGAACUGAUUCCGGAAUUGUCUUUUCUUUUUUCUCGUAUUUUUUUAUGUAUCUGCCCAUUUCAAGAGCUUAGAAUUUUGGCGGUACACAUCUGUAAUCGUAGGUAUAGUGAAACAAACACUGCCGGUUUGCGCCA